Molecule: messenger RNA, 1023 nt
Organism: Solanum pennellii
Lineage: Eukaryota; Viridiplantae; Streptophyta; Magnoliopsida; Solanales; Solanaceae
Product: heavy metal-associated isoprenylated plant protein 3-like
Exons: 5
Coding region: 1-912 (303 amino acids)
Molecular function (GO): metal ion binding
Source: RefSeq, a predicted model, not a curated record
AUGGAAGACAACAAUGAACAAGUCAGCCUCACAGAUGUCGUGGUGGCUCAGCCCACCGUGGCAGAGCAGAAUGAGCUUAUUGCGCAGCUGAUGCAGCAAAUAGCUGACAUGAGGAAUAAGAGCAGCAGCAAGAAUAUUGAAGGCGAGAAGAAGAACGAAGAACAGCACCAGGAGAAGAAGGAAGGAGGAAAGAAUGAACAGAAAAAUCGAGAUGUGGUUUUGAAAGUGGAGUUUCAUUGCCAAGGUUGCGUCCGUAAGAUUCUCAAAACCGUUCGAAGCUUUGAAGGCGUGGAGAAGGUGACCUGUGAUAGCGAAGCCAAUAAGGUGACGGCAAUAGGAGAAGUGGAUGCAUUGAAGCUAAAGGAGAAGGUGGAGCGAAAGAUGAACAGGCCUGUACAACUUAUCUCUCCUUUACCAAAGGAUUGUAAGAAAGAGAAGAAGCAGAAUGAAAAUGACUCAAACAGUAGCAAAGGAGACGACAAGAAAGCCAAAGAGAAAGAGCCUCCGGUAACCACUGUGGAACUGAAAUUGCAUCUACAUUGCGAAGGAUGCAUCCAGAAGAUUCAAAAAACAAUAACUAAAAACAAAGGUUACAAGGAGAUGAAAAUUGAUCACGAAAAGGAGUUGAUGACAGUGACAGGUUCAAUGGACAUGAAGGAACUGGUAGAGGCACUGAAGAAGCAGCUGAAGAAAGAUGUCCAAAUUGUCCCGUCAAAGAAGGAAGGAGGAGAGAAGAAAGAAGGCGGAGGCGGAGGUGGAGGUGGAGGGAAGGGAAACGAAAAAGGGAAGGAUGGGCAAGGCGGCGGUGGCGAGAAGAGGGAGCAGUAUGAGUACCCGGAGCUGGAUGCAACUGCAAUUCAUGCUACUCAGCUUUUCAGUGAUGAAAAUGCUAAUGCUUGCAGUAUUAUGUGACAGUUUUAGAAAAAAAUGUGGAUGAAAAUUGUAAAUAACAAAAUAGGAAGUUUGGAUAUCAUUAUUGUUGAAUUGGCUUAAUUAUGAAACACUUCCAUACCCUUUUUGCUA